Arctia plantaginis is the source of this 2190-nucleotide messenger RNA. Lineage: Eukaryota; Metazoa; Arthropoda; Insecta; Lepidoptera; Erebidae. The record is from the annotation of a GenBank genome assembly.
AUGGAAGUAAAGGAAGAAAACAUAUUUAAUAAUCUAUUAUGCCAUUCGUGUUUGAGCGUGGGCAGAUAUCUUUACAAAAUUACAAAUGAAAAACUAUUAAGAUAUUAUUUGGAUGCACUAGACGAAAUUCCCCUAAGCAAGUCAAAGCAGUUCGUCCACAUUACAGUCUGCUGGGAAUGUAAAGCUAUUUUACAAAAAUCCUGGUCGUUCAGGGAACAAGCCAAGGAUAGCUAUAGAAUACUAUUAGCAUACACUAAUGAGAAUCUCAAGGAGUGCUUGUUCAGCGAUGUCUCACGUCCACCUCACCUGCAAAUACAGCAGAUUGAGUCUAUCAAUAUUAAUCCUGGAGAAAAUCAGGAGCAGAAUCUAUUACCAACUGUUGAUGUGAAGGAUGAAUCAAAUAAUGGUCUGGUUGACUUAAAAGAAGACUUAAGAGAAGGCAGCCGAAGAACUAAUGACUUGAAAGAAGACAGUCUACCAGACGCCUUUGAUGACUGUCUCUCUGACAGAUUAGACUAUGGCAAUGAAGAAAUUAAAACAAAAGUAAAGGCUGAUACAUGGUCUAAUAAAAAAGGAGACAGAGAAAGUAAAAGGCCUGCAAAAAGCAAAUCAAAGAGAACUAAGAAGAAUGUCAAGAGAUUCGAAGAGAAAAAACAUGUGAAGAAGUGUCUCUUCAGCGAUAUAAUUGUACCGGAGGCAGGUCAGCAUCAGACACACACUGUUAGCGUAAAGGAUGAAUUAAGCAACUGCUGGGAGGACAUUAAAGAUGAAUUUAAAGAAGACAGCCGAAGUGCCAAAUAUAUGAAAGAGGAAGAAAGUCUACCAGACGGCUUCGACAGUGACUGUCUUUCAGAAGCCGGGGACAAUAGUAAUGAUGAAUUGAAAACAAAACUAGAAACUGUCUUAUGCUCAGAUAAAGGAGACGAUAAAGAAAUUGGAAGAAAUAAAAAUAAGAGAACUAAGAAGAUUGUAAAAAGGAUAGACAAGAAGAAACCAAAAUUUAAAAAUAUAUUUCAGAAAGUUGUAACAAUAGAAUUGUCCUACGAUGAUAUGUUAUUAGAGAGAGAGAAAGACUCGAAAAGAGAUACUUACGUGAAGGCGGAAUUUAAAUGUGAGACCUGUCUUCUCGGAUUCAAUUAUAAGAAGACUUAUCAAGCUCAUUUGAAAAGUAAACAUUCUCCGACAUUGGGAGAAUACAUUUGUCCAAUAUGUAAAACAAUAAUAUCUUCGGUGGACUCCUUCACCGCGCACUACAAGAGGCACACUAGGAGGUACGAGUGUAUAAUAUGUCACAAGCGUACCACAGAUCUGAAGGUGAUGGAGCAGCACUACUAUUCGAACCACGAAAUAUCUCUCAAGAAAUACACAUGCAAUAUAUGCGGGAAAAUAUCUAAAUCUCACAACCCGGGGGUGCAGUGCACAGAAUGCGAAAAAAGUUUUAGGCAUAGAGCCGGACUUAUGAACCAUAGACUUGCAGUCCACGAGUUCCAAAACGCGUUUCCUUGCACGGUCUGCGACAAGGUGUUCAGGUGGAAGACCAGCUUGAAGAGGCACCUCCAGAAGCACGAGGCUAAGAACAAGUCGAACGUGCCAGCGGAGCCGUUCUGUACGAUGUGCAAUAUCAGCUUCUCGUCCAUAUGUUCGUACCAACGCCACAUGAGGAACAGCCUCAAACAUGUUACCCAAGACCAGCUCAGGUUCAUAUGUGACCACUGCAACCGGCGGUUCUCUGACAAGACCAAACUUCGCGACCAUAUUGAGGAGAAACAUCUGCACAAGACAUAUCAGUGUCAUAUAUGUUCUAAGCCGUCUAAGAACCGCGUGGGGCUGGACCAGCACAUCCGCAACGUGCACAUGGGCCGGCCGAAGAACAAAAUGUGCCACUACUGUGGCCGGGGAUUUCCCACCAAGAUGCAGCUGGAGUCCCACAUCCGGACCCACACGGGCGAGAGGCCGUUCAUCUGCGAGUUCUGCCCCACCACCUUCUCGCAGCAGAGCAACUUGUACAAGCACAAUCGACAGGUCCAUCUGAACAUCAAAACGAAACGGUACCCACUGUGCAAGAAGCGAAAAGAAGACGAAUCCGACCAGACCUCCAAAGUUCCUGUAUUAGACACCCAAGCUGUUAUAGAAGAGCCCUACAGACCUAUAGUUCUGCAAUAUUCUCCUGGAAGGGAGUUCGUUCUGUAA